Molecule: messenger RNA, 1181 nt
Organism: Microtus oregoni (creeping vole)
Lineage: Eukaryota; Metazoa; Chordata; Mammalia; Rodentia; Cricetidae
Gene: Apobec2
Product: apolipoprotein B mRNA editing enzyme catalytic subunit 2
Exons: 3
Coding region: 125-799 (224 amino acids)
Biological process (GO): cytidine to uridine editing
Cellular component (GO): nucleus; cytoplasm
Molecular function (GO): RNA binding; cytidine deaminase activity
Source: RefSeq, a predicted model, not a curated record
AGCACCAGGCCGGUCCUCUUGCUGUCAUCCUCCGCCAGGUUUAGCUGCUGACAGCUGCUUGGGACUCUGCCGCCAGGCCCCAGUUGGCUUUGCAACCCUUCUACUUCUCAGCCACACUUCCCCCAUGGCUCAGAAAGAAGAGGCCGCUGAGGCCGCAGCGCCCGCCUCCCAGAAUGGAGACCAUUUGGAGAACCUAGAAGACCCUGAGAAGCUGAAGGAGCUCAUUGACCUGCCACCCUUCGAGAUCGUCACAGGGGAGCGACUGCCUGUCAACUACUUUAAAUUUCAGUUCCGGAACGUGGAAUACAGUUCCGGUCGGAACAAGACCUUCCUCUGCUAUGUGGUUGAAGCCCAGAACAAGGGAGGCCAAGUGCAGGCCUCUCGGGGCUACCUGGAGGAUGAACAUGCAGGUGCCCAUGCCGAGGAGGCUUUCUUUAACACCAUCCUACCAGCCUUCGACCCGGCCCUGAAGUACAAUGUCACCUGGUAUGUGUCCUCCAGCCCCUGUGCAGCCUGUGCUGACCGAAUUCUCAAAACACUCAGCAAGGCCAAGAACCUGCGCCUGCUCAUCUUGGUGGGCCGGCUCUUCAUGUGGGAGGAGCCAGAGGUCCAGGCCGCUCUAAAAAAGUUGAAGGAGGCAGGCUGCAAACUGCGCAUCAUGAAGCCCCAGGACUUCGAGUACGUCUGGCAGAAUUUUGUGGAGCAGGAAGAGGGUGAAUCCAAGGCCUUUCAGCCCUGGGAGGACAUUCAGGAGAACUUCCUAUAUUAUGAGGAGAAGCUGGCAGACAUCCUGAAGUAGGCAGCCAAGCUCAGCCCUCUGUCUGUCCGCUGCCACCCAGAGAAGCAGUGACAUGGACGGCAUCCAGGACAUGCCUGUCUUCCCAAUUAUACUUGGAGCUGGACAUUUGACACCAAGCAGUUGUGCUGGAGAAGGCCCUCCCUCCGUGAACUGGAAGCACACCUCAGGCUGUCAUUCACUCAGCUGUGCCUUUUGUAAAGUGGCACCAGGCACCUGGAGUGGAGGGUCUCACUGCCUCCCCAGGGGUGUUUUCUGAGACAAAGAUCCUCAGGUUAUAGGACAGACCUUUGCAAGACUUCGAGAAGUGUUCUGAUUUGGGCUGGGUUGUUGUUGGUUUUUUAAAAGGCAAAUUAGUAUCAUUAAUAAAGGAAAUAGUGUGUUU